Molecule: messenger RNA, 2153 nt
Organism: Acanthaster planci (crown-of-thorns starfish)
Lineage: Eukaryota; Metazoa; Echinodermata; Asteroidea; Valvatida; Acanthasteridae
Molecular function (GO): protein binding
Source: RefSeq, a predicted model, not a curated record
UUUACAGUGACUUUACAAAAUUCGAUGGCUGCCGCCAUUUUGACCGCCAUGUUCUCUACAGGACGUGUGAUAUUUCCACUUGUGAUUUUGACAUUAGGCCUACGUGUGACUGUCACAGAAAAUAUCGAAGAGGAGGAUGAGCUCCUGCCAUACUGUAUGCUAGGAGAAGAUGAUGGUCGAUCAACCUUCCAACUUGGCAACGACAAUCAGUCUGUUUGUAAUCUGGGCUGGUACUUUGACUACAACCCCCAAAACAAAGGGCGCCCGUUGGGAUGUAGACGUUGCACAAGAGAUAAGAGUUUCACAAGUCACAGGAACUUUUGCCCAAGCUGCCAGGAAUGUCGUAAAUGCUCGCCCCAUAGUGAAAUUGAGUUGAAAAAAUGCACAAUUCGGGAAGACACGGUCUGUGUGAAUGCGAAUUUUACUAAUGGAACUAUUCCCUGGCCAACGGAAUUUGCGGAGUCGACUGUAGCUUCCGACGUCACAUCUUCUCCAAGACAAACUAUGACCAUAAAACAAAAUUCAACAGCAACAUCACCCCCACUGUGCACUUCAAUGUCAUCAAGUGAGCCUUCAACAGAAUCACGAACUUCGUCAACGCUCACAAAUUACGUGAUUGCCCUCAGCGUAACUUGCGUGAUUUUACUGCUGGUGAUUGGAGGUCUCGUUAUAUGUAUUUGCAAACUGCGGCGUGAAAAGAAGAAACACGCUGAUGUGGAACAUCGCCAAGAUGACGAGCAAAACGUCAAUGGGCAAAAUGACCCUAAUGUGGGUGCCGUGGCCGAUCGACCAGCUUCAAGCGGCGCGGAAAUGGAACCAUUUUUAGAAAAUGACCUCAAUGAGAGAGACAAUGGCCACCCACUCGACGAUGAGCAUCAGGUCUAACCUACGCAAAGGAAAAUAUUUGGAAGAUGUUCGAUACACAGUAUUGUCCAAUGGGAUAUACCUCCAUCUACACUUUGCUUCAGGACUUAUAGGUGCAUACUUUUAAUUGCACUAAACAAAGGUAUUAUUUAUAUCGACAGUCACGGGAACAAACAUUUCAUCACAUGGUGCCAAAAGCCAAGCACCAGGAGUUAAGAAGACGAUCUUUUUCGUCAACACCCUUCAAUCCCAUCAAAGGUUCCACCUCUAAGCUUACCCUACGGUCCAUGCAAAGCAGAAAAUUGGCAAAGAAUCACAGAAGUAGUAGAAAGUCAUCUCCCACAUCAAUGGCGCACAGCGUCCACAGCUUAUCUCACUGUAUCUUUUUGUGGCCUCAUUUGAAAAUUAAAGCAUUCGUUUCCCCUACCUGACCUACGCAGCAUUUCAUCGCGUUGUGGAAUUGAGUGAAGUGGGCAUUUUGAGGGAAGAUCGAAAAGUGAAAUGAACUACUGGUGGCAAGUAUGUUGGUAAAGGGAGGAGAACAUGGGAAAGGUGAUUAUUGGGAUGGUCUUGGCGAAGGAAGGCGAUUCCAAAAUGUUUUGAGUUGUCACAUUUGUGUGCUUUUGUAUUAUUUCAUCUUAGAUGUCUUAAGCUAGAUUUUGCUAAUCUGCACUGCCGAUGUCAACCACGGAUAUAGGAGAAAUGGACACGACGGUGUUUUUGGUAAUGAGGGUAACUCAGUAGUUUUGCUGGGAAAUGUUUGACUCCUGAAUUGACCCGAACAAGAAUCCGAGCCUGCACGUUUUUGUGUCUUGUAUUUUUUUUUUUUAUCUCUAAUGUCCUUGGACAAUUGUGUUCAUAACGAAAGUGGCCCAAUGUAGUUUAAUAAGUUUAUUGGAUCAUAUCUAUUAAUUAAAACAAAUGGUGCUCAGUAUGGAACGACCGGUCCUGGAGCUGUAACAGGGGUAUUACUGAAAAGCAUGUCCAAUGGUAUACCGGUCUAAGAUGCUUAAAAUAUGGACUGAUUUUAAAUAUGUAUAUAUGAAUACCCUUAGAAUUAGAAAUGUAUUUUGUUCAAAACACGUCCGACAACAGAUGUUUCAAAAACUUAUGUCCAUUGGAUUGUAAGUUUUAUUUACAUUUAGUUAUCUGGAAAUAACCAAAACAAAUUUAGUGCACAUCAAACUGUCCAGUGUGUGAAUUAAGUCUUUAAAUAAAACGGACUUUUGGAACUCCACAGUGUGCAAUAAAAUUUGAACUUUAUUUUCGGAUAAAAAGGUUGAUGUCUG